Dunckerocampus dactyliophorus (ringed pipefish) is the source of this 3306-nucleotide messenger RNA. RefSeq names its product MPL proto-oncogene, thrombopoietin receptor (gene mpl). Bases 58 to 2016 code for a protein of 652 amino acids. Gene Ontology annotation, cellular component: external side of plasma membrane. Gene Ontology annotation, biological process: hemopoiesis; cytokine-mediated signaling pathway; positive regulation of cell population proliferation. NCBI's taxonomy places the organism in Eukaryota, Metazoa, Chordata, Actinopteri, Syngnathiformes, Syngnathidae. Gene Ontology annotation, molecular function: cytokine receptor activity; protein binding. The record is from RefSeq and is a predicted model, not a curated record. The transcript has 12 exons.
GUUGAGCGUGUUACUUUACAGUACGAUGGUCGGGUAUUCAGAGUAACAACACUGACCAUGACAUUGACAUACACUAGGAAGCUGCACCUCAGCUUGGGGAUUCAAGCCUUCCUUGUGUCAUGGAUAUAUUGCAAGGAUUUGACACGUGCUAUUAUUCCAUUAGAGGAUGUUUUGCUCCUAAAGGAUGAGGCUGACCCUAAAUGUUUCACAAGGACAGAGGAGGAUUUCACGUGCUUCUUUGAGACCACAGACGAAAGGACUUAUGAUUUGUACUACAACACUGGCAAGCUGUCCAGAAAGAAAAAAUGUCCUAUGUCUACCCAGAGGACAACAGAAGGAACGUUUCUCCACAUCUGCUCAUUCCCUUACUUGGACGUCGUCACAUAUGUGGAUACCCACAUUCAAGUGGUGGAGCACAACACCAACAACAGCAUCUGCAUUCGCACCGUCAGUGUGGAAGACCACAUUCUCCUGGAUGCUCCCUUCAAUGUUUAUUUACACCAAAAUGAUAAAGCCGGACAGCUGCAGGUGUCAUGGCUCACCAAGGUGCCAAAAUACUGGGAGGAUAAGGUGAAAUACAGGAUCCGAUACUCCUCUAAAAGAGGGGGAGAGAAGACAAAAGAGGGAACUGAUGGGUGGGAUGACACAGUGGUACUAGCGCCACUCAUCCCAGGGGAGGAGGUCCAAGUCCAGGUUGCAGUCAAGUGUGCCAACAGUGACACUGCAGGACACUGGAGUCACUGGUCAGACUCUGUGCGGGAAAUGGUGCCACAACAUGCAGAUGACAUUUCACUAAAGUGCUACACCUCUGAUCUGCAAACAAUCACCUGCCAUUGGAACGCCAGCAGAUACAGCCAACCAACACUUUUCUACAAAAUGAAUCUUAGUGAGUCUUUGGGCUGGACAGACUGGACAGAGUGUCUGCCUGACAGGAAGUUGACAGACCAUUGCAGUUUUCAGGGAGAUAAGUCCAGAAAAGUUAAAGUCAAACUCAACAGUGCUUCAGGCAAACCCAGCAGAACAUUUUACACCCAAGCGUUCACAAUCCAAAACAUCAUUAAAACAUCUCCACCAGCUCAUCUGAGAGGAUCGCUGGCAAAAGAUCGAUUAUGCUUGAAAUGGGACGCUCCUCGUUUGACUCUGUCAGCCCACCUGCAAUACGAAGUUGGCUGCCAAAUCAGAGAGAGCAAAGCAUGGCUGUUGGUUUCCCUGAAGGGCCCAGCAACAAGCACAUGCCUAGAGAUUCCCUCAAAUAGCCAGUACAGAGUGAAGGUCAGAGCUAAACCAAAUGGAUCGUUUUUUUCUGGCCACUGGAGCGACUGGUCAGAUGUUCUCACAGGAAAAACUCCAGCAGACAUAGACGCUUUGCUGGUGACUUGCAUCCCUGCCGCGCUGCUGAUAACUGCCGUCAUCCUCAUCUCUUUGUUUUUUACUUACUUCCACAAGCUCAAGCAGUGGUUUUGGCCGCCUGUGCCAAAUCUUGACAAAGUCCUUCAGAGUUUUCUCACUGAGACCAAUUCGCAAAAUUGGCACCCUCCCGUCACGGCAAAACAGUACUUUGAGGAGGCCGCUUCUUCUGUGGUGGAGGUCAUGUCUCAGGAUGAGGUCUCAGGAUUGGGUAAGCCAUUCCAGGAAUCUACUCAGCUCCUGUCAUCAGAGCAAGGGCACCACGGCGGAGACCAGGAAGACAGAAGCCCCAGAACAGAACUGAAACUGUUUCCAGAUUAUGUGACACUGAACAGGGAGAGUGUCAUUACUUGUGCCACAGGAAACAAGUACGUCUGUGAGCAGUUUGGGCAGAUAAGAGGCCCGACAACGAAGGGUGAGGGUGAGCUUCUUCCAAAAACAUGUCACUGUUUCUGCACUGAGGACUCUGUUUGUGUUGGUACUUGCUUGGACACUGACCUACUAAACCAUUCCUACUUGCCUCUUUCCGAGCCUGCAGUCAGAGUCAUUGACAAGGUCACUGACACAAGAGUGGCUGGCAACUUCUAUACUAACUUAUCCUUCAGCUGAAUGUAGAGCAGUAAUAGUGGAUCCAAUACGCUGUACAUGUUUAAACCUCAAGAAAGAUCAUACUGGGAAUAGAUCAGUGGAUUAGUUUAUCCAUUUGUACUAUCAGUAUUUUUGGGUGCGGGCUUAAACUAUACUUGUUGGUAAAAUCAUGUAUUUGAAGCACGUAUAUUUGACUGUGUAUUUACAUAUUUUCUUAUAGUAAGUAGGUCUCGUGAAAAAAAAAAUACUUUAGCUUUCAGGUCCUAUGCAUUUGAAAGCAUACAUUACAUGUACAACGGCUUUUAGAAAUUGUUUGCCGACACUGCUGUGUCGUCCAAUAGCCACUAGAGGGAGGAAAAGGGUUGCAAAACAAUGAUUGUCUUUGGUUGCAGUACAGGUUGUCCCUCAAGUCUGGACAUACAAUAUAAACAUAUAAUAUGCAUACAUAAUACACAAAAGUUGAAGUAAAUUAACACUUAUUUAAAUAAUAAUACUUAUAUGAAUGAUUUAAAACACAAUUUUCCAAAUAUGUCAUGAAUGAAAAGUAUAUAUAACAAAUAUAUUACAUAUACAUACUUAAACAUAAACACACACACACACACACAUAUAUAUAUUCAAUAAAAUUACAUUAUAAUUCUAAUUGAAUAAUUGGGCAUUUUUGCAUAGGUGUCCAAACUUUAGGGACAUUGUAUUAAUUUCAUGAUACGUAAGCGUUUACCAAUAUUUCAUGGCUUGCAAGGUCCAUGUAACCUUUUACAUGAGUUGCAUAUAAAGGGAAGAAUGAAAAAAUGGCAAGCAAAAGCUAUUAGUUUAUCAAGUUUGCAUUUAAAUGCACUUUUCUGGCUGUAUUUUUGUCUCUUCUGCUGUAUCUUAUUGUUUGCCAUUGAUUCUGCUUAAUUGUAACCGUUUUUUUGUGCAACUAUUUGGUUAUGGAUUUGUGGCGUAUAAAAUUGAGAAAAUGAAAGGUACAAUGCAGAUUACCUCCUUCUUGCAUUUAAUGUGCACUAUUUCCUGCCUGGUGUAUGUAUUGAACAUAUUGGAAUUUUUGCAAUAAAUAUCAAAUCUAGUGUGUCUAUAAAUGGUUUGGCACAUUUUUAUUACAGCAUAAAUUACAUUUGAGGAGCUCACUCGUAUUAAAAUGAGCUUUCAUUUCCUUGCCACUGGGUGGUGGUAUUGUAUUUAGAUUUUAUUUGAUUUAUUUCUAUGUUGUCAAUUUGUUCACGAGAGUAGGCCUAACAAAGCUAAACCAAUCCUAAAUGUCAUCAAUAAAUACAAGAUAAGACAAUGCAUGCCUCUCUACUUGUGUUACAA